Salvelinus fontinalis (brook trout) is the source of this 2956-nucleotide messenger RNA. RefSeq names its product receptor for retinol uptake stra6-like. Gene Ontology annotation, biological process: vitamin A import into cell. The transcript has 18 exons. The record is from RefSeq and is a predicted model, not a curated record. Gene Ontology annotation, cellular component: plasma membrane. Gene Ontology annotation, molecular function: retinol transmembrane transporter activity; signaling receptor activity. Lineage: Eukaryota; Metazoa; Chordata; Actinopteri; Salmoniformes; Salmonidae. The coding region runs from base 69 to 2132 and encodes 687 amino acids.
UCGAGAGGGGCUAGGUGGAUUUCCUCUGGUUUUCACUCGUCAGCGUGGACAACAGAGACGAGGUCAAGAUGAACCAGACCAAGGUGGUAGAAGAGGAACUGUAUAACUACUAUGACUACUCAGACUGGUACUCCAACAAUAUGGAACCCACCAGACCUCCAAAAGAAGUAAUUCUCCCAUGUGACCCCACGGCGGACGACCAGCUGUUUCACAUAUGUAUCGCUUCAGCAUCUCUCGUUGUGGUGCUGAUUCUAGCAGUCCUGAAGAGGAGAAAGACUCUAUGUGAGGGUUUCGCCGGUGGAUCAACUGGCAUCUCAAGUCCAGUGAACUUCCUGGACCAGACGCAGCACAAAGCCCUAGCAGUAGCUGUGUUUGGGCUGGUCUUCAGCAAGCUGUCUGUAUUGGUCCUGGCUCCAGAUCCCCUGCCCUUCUCCAAAGACACCCCUCAGGAAAUCAAAGAGUACAUGAAGAUCAUCGCCAUCUUCUACUGGCCUGCCCUGUACUACCCACUCCUGGCCUGUGGUACGCUCCACAGUAAACUGGGCUAUGUGCUGGGCAGUCUAUUCUCCUGGACCCACUUUGCUGUCCUCGUCUGGCAGAAGAUUGACUGUCCCAAAACACCAGAGCUGUAUAAGUACUAUUCCCUGCUGGCCAGUCUCCCACAGAUAGGCUGUCUAGGAUUCCUCUGUAUCAAGUACCCACUACUGUUUCUCAAAGGUGCUAAUGGUUCUGAGGACCUGGAGAGCAGCUACUACACAGACUACGUGAAACUCAUUCUAAAGAAGAAAAAGUCAAACAUCAGUACCUCUAUCAGAUCAGAUAAACCCAGACUGUUGGAGACUAUAAAAGACACAGUCAGGUCCUACAUCUACACCCCAGAGAAAGUAUUCCGGUUUCCACUAAAGCUGGCGAUCUCAGCAUUUGUGUCCUCCAUAGCAGUUUAUCAGGUGGCGCUGUUGCUGGUAGUACUGGUGAUCCCCACCCUCCACAUAGUCCGUGCUGGUAUAGAUGACAAGUUCCCCUUCCUUCUGGAGGGCUUUGGUAUCGUCCUAUCAGAGGACAGGAUGGAGGUGGUCCAGAUAGUCAUUCACUAUACCUGGUGUCUGGAAGUGUGUUACCUGUGUGGGUUGACCUUGGCCUGUUCGCUCACCCUGAUCAUGCUCAUGAGGUCCAUGAUCCUUCACAGAUGGAACCUUCAGGGCUUGUACAGAGGAGAUAUUUACAACUUGUAUAAUUGCCAGAAGAGCAUCCGUCCGUCUCAGACGGGCCUAGUGUGUUGGAUGGGCUACAUUGGAUAUCAGGCUGCUGUCAUCUCUUUAGGAAUGGUCCUCCAGACUCUGGUCUUCUUCAUCUGUUUUGUGUGGUUGGUGUUCCUCAUCAUCAUCCCCAUCUUGUAUGGCCAGAACCUCAUACUCUUCCAGGUCGCUGCCAAGGCCUGGCCUGUGUGGGUGACGUUGAUACUGACUAUUACUCUACAACACGUGACAGCCAGGUUCGCUUUCAUCAAAAAGGAUGCUGGGACAAGAGACUUGAACAACAGAGGCAGUCUGUUCCUGCUUACCUACCUGCUCUUCCUGAUCAACAUUGUGGUGGGGUUGAUAGCUGCCAUCUGGAGGAUGGUCAUCACUGCCCUCUAUAACAUCAUCCACCUGGGGCGCAUGGACAUCAGCCUCCUCAACCGCGCUGCUGAAACCUACGACCCGGCUUAUUGUUACUACACCCACUACCUGAAGGUAGAGGUCAGCCAAUCCCACCCUGUGAUGAAGGCCUUCUGUGGGCUGGCACUGCAGGCUGCCUCGGCUGGAGGCGCUGGGCAGAAGAUGCGAGAUGCAGAGGAAGGGAUCCAGCUGGUGAAUCAGGAGAAGAGACGGGACAAGGUGGUUAACAGCAGGAGGGUGCGAGCACGCUGGCAGUUACUCUACACACUGGUCAACAACCCAUCUCUACUGGGGUCCAGAAAACACUACCAGCUGCAGCCCUCUGACAGCUUCGAGAAUGGAACGAACCGUAGCGCCGCGGCAGGAAGCAAGAAAGACGCCAGCAGCAAACCCCCCGCUGCCGAGGCAGGCGCUGCUACACCCUCCGCUGCCGAGGCAGGCGCUGCUACACCCGACGCUGCUGCUGCUAACUGAGACCAUGACACACGGCCAUGACUGAUGUCAUGUGGUUUAUGGGGUACUGACACUCUGCUGCUCUCUAUACAACCCAAUGUUCCAACUGCUUGGUCUUCGGGGUAGCAGGUGACUGUAGAGACCUGUAUUUCUGUAGGUGCAGUCAAGUGCCUUGGCUUGUUCAGAUCCACAUGAAGUGAAUCUCUAUGUAGGUUGCUUUCGGUGUCAUAGUGUUGUCUGCAAUGUCGAUUUCAAAAUUUGCUGGUCUAUUAUUUAGUUUUUGUAAAGGUCGUUAUGGUGAAAUAGUACAAAAUCUCAACGGUUGCAUGUGUUUGGUUAUGAUGCACAGAAUACAUCCUGUUUUAGCAUCCACUAUCCACCUCUUCGUUUAAUGUAUUGCCCUUUUAUCAGUUGUUUCGAUACGUUUUCAGAGGUUGAGAUAUUUGCUUUCAAAAUAUAUAUAAAAGAACAAUGAUACAACAUUUAGCCAAAAAAAUAAAUGUAACUGACAUCACAAUCCAGUGUGAAAAAAAUCAACUGUUUUUCUCCUAGGUGGGAGUAUGUGAUUAAGACUCUUAUUUUGAAAGAGAGACUUCUUUUCAAACAAAUAAAACAGUUUUAAAGUAAAUACAGGGGGAACAACAAGCGUGUAAGCAUGUUUUCAAGAACCAUGAUGACUGCGUAUGGAAACCCAUUUUACAGAAGCCAAUAUUCAGACAGUUCAUUCGUAGUACAACAACCCCAUUAUUGGCAUUUCACUAUCGAUCGAAUAACAUGCCAUGUCCGGAAGCUGCAAAUCAAUAAUGAACAAGCAUUCCUUGUCAAUACUUUAUUACUUCAGAGGA